Messenger RNA from Solanum lycopersicum (tomato), 1583 nucleotides. RefSeq names its product putative germin-like protein 2-3. The record is from RefSeq and is a predicted model, not a curated record. NCBI's taxonomy places the organism in Eukaryota, Viridiplantae, Streptophyta, Magnoliopsida, Solanales, Solanaceae. Gene Ontology annotation, molecular function: manganese ion binding. Gene Ontology annotation, cellular component: cell wall.
CUUUUGUCCUAAGCCGGCUAACUUCUUAUUCCUGUUUUCUUUCUGCAAAUGACAGCUACUCAUUGUCAAAGUCUUCAUGUGUGCUUGGACGGCCCUUUACAAUAUUUUCAAAUUACUCACCAAAACUCAAACAACUUUUGCAUGCAUGAAGCCUUUUCUCUCUUCUAUAUAAGGAGACCAUCUUAUCAAUCAGAAAUAAACAUAUUUCUUCUCUUCCAAUAUUUUCUCCUUGUAGCUUCUGUUCUUUAGUUCUUGAAAUGGCUAAGCACUUUCUCCUGCUGAAUCUAAUAGCAGUACUAAGUUUCUGCUGUGUUGUGUUAGCUUUUGAGCCAAGUCCAUUGCAAGAUUUCUGUGUGGCUGAUCCUGCUGGCACAGCUAAGGUGAAUGGCUUAGCUUGCAAAGAUCCCAAAUCUGUUGGAGCAGAUGACUUUUUCUUCAGUGGCCUACAUUUGGCUGGAAACACAUCAAACACUUUUGGCUCUAAGGUCACUCCUGCCAAUGUAGCUCAAAUUCCAGGAUUGAACACUCUAGGUAUAUCACUGGCUCGCGUUGACUAUGCACCAUGGGGAAUUAAUCCUCCUCACACUCACCCAAGAGCUACUGAGAUACUCACAGUCCUUGAAGGUUCUCUUCAAGUUGGUUUCGUAACUUCAAAUCCUGAAAAUCGCCAUAUUACUAAGGUCCUUAAAAAAGGCGAUGUGUUUGUUUUUCCAGUUGGACUUGUUCACUACCAACGCAACGUGGGAAAUGGAAAUGCUGUUGCUAUUGCUGCUUUGAGCAGUCAGAAUCCUGGUGUUAUAAGCAUUGCCAAUGCAAUUUUUGGAUCGGAACCAGCUAUAGCAACAGAUAUUCUUGCCAAGGCUUUUCAAGUUGAUGCCACUGUUGCUGCUCAGAUACAAUCAAAAUUUUGAAGCAGCAAGACUACUUACAAACAGACCUAUGGAAGCUCGAGAGCAUUUGUUUCUUGUGUGCCGUGAUAAAGGAGUGAGAUUUUUAUUCAUUUACUGUGUGAUUCGUCAACAGAUAUUCACUAGAGGAAUAUCUGUAUCAAUUUAUUUGUUCUAGAACUUUUAUGUGGUAUGCACUUUGAUUUCAUUCUUCACUUAAUUUCUUGAAAUUGAAAAGUUUAUUAGUAUCUGAAUGGCCCAAAAUGUUGUGAUGAGAUGAUUAACUAGAAAAAAUAGAUACAAAAUACAAGUCUUGAUCCUUUUGAGGAACUAUAGUAAGUUUGAGUCUCUCGAACUUUUCAUAUGUCAAGAACCAAAUUUGUCAGUACUCUUAUCAGCUAGAACAAUCACCGCGAUCACCUCAAAAUCAGCCUACAAUCCAAACAAUGAACUCUCACAUGCACAGUGACAUCAGUUAAUAGAGAGUAACUUUUGUUAUAAGAUAACAUGUUGUCCAUUGCUUUCUAGUCUUCAUGACAUCAGAUGGACUUCUUCAAUAAACUGUACCAUAGAUAAUGUGAAAAAUUAUGUAUAUAUCAACAUGAUUUGAAUUGCAACACAGUCUUUAUGACUUGCUACAUCAUUUAAAUAGUUCAACCAAGUCAAUCAAAAGGUAAUACCUACUGUCUUCAUGAC